AUGCCAACAUACUCCAUGAAUUGCUUUAAACUACCAAGAAGCUUAUGUAAGGACAUCGAGUCUCUCAUUCGAAAAUUCUGGUGGGGUUAUAGAGGAGAGCAACGUAAAACUCAUUUGGUGGCGUGGAAUAAACUUUGUCUCCCUAAAUGCCAAGGUGGUUUGGGAUUUCGAGACAUUGAAAACUUCAACCUUGCCCUCCUUGGAAAACAAGUAUGGAGGCUAAUACACAAUCAGGAUUCUCUGUUCUACAAGGUUUUUAAAGCCAAGUUCUUUCCAACCUGCUCAAUCAUGGAUGAAGGGGUCAAGACCAAUGGAUCUUAUGCAUGGCAGAGUAUACUUAAGGCUCGCCAAGUAGUUGACAUGGGAUCUUAUUGGAGGAUUGGAGAUGGCCGUAGUGUACUGAUCAGAGGGGACAAGUGGCUACCAGCUGGGAUGCUGACCGAGUUAGGAGUGAAUUUCUACCUUUUGAGGCUAAGGAGAUCCUUAGCAUACUGCUAA
This is a messenger RNA of Quercus lobata, 498 nucleotides long. RefSeq lists its product as uncharacterized. The record is from RefSeq and is a predicted model, not a curated record. Bases 1 to 498 code for a protein of 165 amino acids. Lineage: Eukaryota; Viridiplantae; Streptophyta; Magnoliopsida; Fagales; Fagaceae. The transcript is spliced from 2 exons.